Molecule: messenger RNA, 6755 nt
Organism: Eleginops maclovinus (Patagonian blennie)
Lineage: Eukaryota; Metazoa; Chordata; Actinopteri; Perciformes; Eleginopidae
Product: sarcoplasmic/endoplasmic reticulum calcium ATPase 2
Biological process (GO): calcium ion transmembrane transport; intracellular calcium ion homeostasis
Cellular component (GO): membrane
Molecular function (GO): ATP hydrolysis activity; P-type calcium transporter activity; ATP binding
Source: RefSeq, a predicted model, not a curated record
UGUAGGAGUAUUAGCAAAGAUGCUCGGUCUCUGGUAUUAGUGACCCAUAGACAGAGAGCGCAGCCGGGACGGAGGUUGAUAAUACCACGCAGUCUGUAUGGCAUAGUCUUGGACCACACUUAGACAAUUAUUCGCCUUACAAAAGCCUUAUUUUCUUUUAAAAACAACAUUUUUACCGCUCGGGAAUCGUAGGCUGUUUAUAUGGAAAUAUGAGCAGCUGUCACAGUAUAACUAACGUAAAUCUCGACAGUCUGUGGUAAAAACGAAUUUCAAAGUAGAUUGUUUUUCCGUUGCUGUGGGGAAUUUAGUUCAAUGCGCAUGGUGCUGAGAUAUAUCGUGCCAUACUGAAAGUGCUGGGACGGUGGACAGACGUCACUCCGUGAUGGAUAAUGCUCAUACUAAGACGGUGGAGGAGGUUUUGGGCUUCUUCACUGUCAAUGAGUCUACAGGUCUGAGCUGUGAGCAGCUGAAGAAGAACAGGGAGAAAUGGGGAACAAAUGAAUUGCCAGCCGAAGAGGGGAAGUCACUGUGGGAGCUGGUCCUGGAACAGUUUGAGGACCUGUUGGUUCGAAUCCUGCUUCUUGCUGCGUGCAUUUCUUUUACCCUGGCUUGGUUUGAAGAAGGGGAGGGGACGAUCACAGCCUUUGUUGAACCCUUUGUCAUCCUCCUCAUCCUCAUCGCCAAUGCUAUUGUGGGAGUUUGGCAGGAGCGUAAUGCAGAGAACGCCAUCGAGGCUCUGAAAGAGUACGAGCCAGAGAUGGGCAAGGUGUACCGACAGGACAAGAAGAGCGUCCAGAGAGUCAGGGCCCGAGACAUCGUUCCUGGAGACAUCGUGGAAGUGGCUGUUGGGGAUAAGGUCCCAGCUGACAUCCGACUGACCUCCAUCUGCUCCACGACUCUGAGGGUGGACCAGUCCAUCCUGACGGGGGAGUCUGUGUCGGUGCUGAAACACACAGACCCUGUCCCAGACCCCCGAGCUGUCAACCAGGACAAGAAGAACAUGCUCUUCUCUGGAACCAACAUAGCAGCGGGCCGUGCCAUUGGGGUUGUCGUGGCAACAGGGGUGCAGACAGAGAUUGGGAAAAUCCGAGAUGAGAUGGCUGCCACUGACCCUGAGAGGACCCCCCUGCAACAGAAACUGGACCAGUUUGGAGAACAGCUGUCUAAGGUCAUCAGUGUGAUCUGUGUGGCAGUGUGGGCCAUCAAUGUGGGACACUUCAACGACCCGGUCCAUGGAGGCAGCUGGCUGAGAGGAGCUGUGUACUAUUUCAAGAUCGCUGUGGCUCUGGCUGUGGCUGCCAUACCAGAAGGCCUCCCAGCAGUCAUCACUACCUGCCUGGCUCUGGGCACACGGAGGAUGGCCAGGAAGAACGCCAUCGUGCGAAGCCUGCCGUCAGUGGAGACGCUGGGCUGCACCUCAGUCAUCUGCUCCGACAAGACAGGAACACUGACCACCAACCAGAUGUCCGUGUGCAGGAUGUUUGUAGUAGACAGUGUGUCAGGGGAGCGCUGCAGCCUGAACGAGUUCACAGUGACCGGAUCUACUUACGCCCCUGAAGGGGAAGUGUAUAAGGAUGGCUCAGUUGUGAAGAGCAGUCAGUAUGAAGGCCUGGUGGAGUUAGCCUCCAUCUGUGCUCUGUGCAAUGACUCCUCACUGGACUUCAACGAGUCUAAGGGUGUGUUCGAGAAGGUUGGGGAGGCCACAGAGACGGCGCUCUGCUGUCUGGUGGAGAAGAUGAACGUGUUCGACACUGAGCUGAGAGGACUCCGCCCUGCAGAGAGAGCUACAGCCUGCUGCUCAGUAAUUAAGCAGCUGAUGAAGAAGGAGCUGACGCUGGAGUUUUCCAGAGACAGGAAAUCCAUGUCCGUCUUCUGUUCCUCCAAUAAACACAUCAGGUCUGCCUCUGGAGCCAAGAUGUUUGUCAAGGGAGCUCCAGAGAGCGUGCUAGAGCGCUGUAACUUUAUCCGGGUCGGCGCGGCUUCUCGUGUGCCUUUGAGCCCAGCUGUCCGAGAGCAGAUCCUGUCCACUGUGAGGGAGUGGGGAGCAGGCAGAGACACGCUGCGCUGCCUCGCCAUGGCAACCAGGGACACGCCCCCUGACAUCAAAGGCCUCAACGUGGAGAACUCAGCUACCUUUAUUGACUACGAGUCAGACCUGACCUUUGUGGGCUGUGUGGGCAUGUUGGAUCCCCCCAGGAAAGAGGUGCUUUCUGCGGUCCGAAUGUGUCGGCAGGCUGGCAUCAGGGUCAUCAUGAUCACAGGCGACAACAAAGGCACAGCCCUGUCUAUUUGUCGGAGGGUGGGCAUCAUCACAGAACAGGAGGAGGAGCAGGAGGGCUUGGGGAUCAAUGGGGGCCUCACAGGGAGGGAGUUUGACGAGCUUCCCCCCCACCUGCAGCGGCAGGCCUGCAGGACCGUGCGCUGCUUCGCCCGGGUGGAGCCGGCACACAAGAGUCGCAUAGUGGAGUACCUCCAGAGCCUCAAUGAAAUCACUGCCAUGACAGGUGACGGUGUGAACGACGCUCCUGCUCUAAAGAAGGCAGAGAUCGGCAUCGCUAUGGGCAGCGGCACAGCUGUGGCUAAGUCCGCCUCUGAGAUGAUCCUGGCUGAUGACAACUUCUCCACCAUCGUGGCUGCAGUUGAGGAGGGCAGAGCCAUUUACAAUAACAUGAAGCAGUUCAUCAGAUACCUGAUCUCAUCCAACAUAGGGGAGGUGGUGUGUAUUUUCCUGACAGCAGCACUGGGCAUGCCUGAAGCGCUGAUCCCAGUCCAGCUGCUAUGGGUCAACCUUGUCACUGACGGUUUCCCAGCAACGGCUCUGGGCUUCAACCCUCCAGACCUGGACAUCAUGUCCCGCCCCCCUAGAACCUCCAAAGAGCCUCUGAUCUCCAGCUGGUUGUUCUGUCGCUACCUCAUCAUCGGAUGUUAUGUUGGAGCUGCUACUGUGGGGGCUGCUGCCUGGUGGUUCAUGGCAGCCCAUGACGGACCAAAAGUUUCCUUCUAUCAACUGUCCCACUACCUGCAGUGCAGUGAAGGCCACGCUGAGUUUGCUGGGGUGCAGUGUUCGGUCUUUGAGUCUCCUUAUCCCAUGACAAUGGCUCUGUCUGUCCUGGUUACCAUAGAGAUGUGCAACGCCUUGAACAGUCUUUCAGAGAACCAGUCCCUCCUGAAAAUGCCUCCCUGGUCAAACCCCUGGCUGGUGGGAGCCAUCUGUCUGUCCAUGGCUCUACACUUCCUCAUUCUAUAUGUAGACCCACUGCCGAUGAUCUUCCAGAUACGCCCUCUGUCCUGGCCUCAGUGGGUGGUGGUGUUGAAGAUGUCUCUUCCUGUCAUCUUGAUGGACGAAGCUCUAAAGUUCCUGGCCCGCAACUACAUUGAGCCAGGAAGUCAGAUGCAGACAGUGGAAGAGGAAGAGGAGCAGCGGAGGACGGGGAUGAGCCCGGGCUUGAUGGCGAGGAUGCAGCAGUCAUUCAAUGGUGUGUCCUGGUCGUUUGUCCUGAUCUCAGCUCCGCUACUGAUCUGGAUCUUCAGCCUGGACUCUGACAUCACCAACAUCUUCUGGGAGUGAUGGAAGGAAGAGAGGAUGGCUGGACUGUGGGGGGGAAGAAGAAAGAACAUCUGAAGGACUGUUGGAAUAGCAUGCAGAAGGGCUGAGUGUGUGAGGGAUACAGAGUAAAAUAUUUGGCCAACAGACAAUCGGAAAACAACAGGUAACGAAUAGCAUCUCUGCCUUUACCCUCAAAGGUGCUGUGUGUAGCAUUACAAUCAUUGGCUCCAGGAAUCCUAAUGUAUGUCAAACACGCCCAGAGUGAAGUAUGAUAGCUCUAAAGCUGUACUCUAAUGCUAACGUAGUAUGCUCACCUGCUAACCUGCUAACCUCUGCAUUCUAAAAAGGUUAAUGAUAAACAUUAGCAUGUUAGCAUGCUAUAAUCAGUUUGUGUGUUGUUAAGUUUAAACACAGCCAGUUUAAAGAAUAAUAUAGAUCAUUUUGGUUCCCAGGUUAUCCCAUUCCUUCUCUCUCGAGUAGUUUCACUCGGGUUGCACCAGCUAGCGUAGAACCUUCCCUUAGUCUGUGUCACGCUCUCAGUGACCGCUAUCUAGCUUCAAACUAGUCAUUUACUAAAUUUACAAGGCCAAUCAAACUAAAGAAAUGUCUAAGUUAGUACAGUAAUGUGGAAAUCUGUUGCUUGGAACCUCUCUACCGAUGUCCCGUCAAAUAAAGUCUACAGGAAGUUAUGGUAGCAUCACAAGCUUUGAUUAAACGCCCAGAAAUGCUGAAUUUAUUAGGAGUACACAAGGUUAGUCGUGUUAUCGUGCUUUACAUGGACCAUAUUUUGUGUGAGAUUAUUGGAAUGUAUUGUGUUUUUGUAAAAUAUAAUUUGAUGUCUUUUCAGUUUCCACAGUAAGUGCUUUGUUUGGUGCAACCCGAUAUAUUUAAUGAUCCACUUCUGUUAACAAGGCUAACGUCAAAUGGUGGAAGUGGUGAAAGCUAGCACUGCUUCAAUGUUCAAAGGCCAACAAAGUCCAAUCAGAACAAUUUGUGCAACAGGAAGAGGUUUGUGUAUCAUUCUAACAGUGUGUUGAUGCUGAUGCGGUGGUUAAAUGCUACACAUAGCACCUUUCUGGUUACAAAUGUCUGGUGACUGGAUCAGACAGAAACACACACACACACACACCAGCUUUACCUCUACAUUGUACUUCACCAGUAAUAACCUGUGGUCAAUAACAAGUAAUACGGCCAGAUCUACUAUAGAAUUCCUCAACAACAGUCUUAAAGUAUUAUUGUUCCACCUUCCUUGUAGAUACUGUACAUUAGACUAAAAGAAGCAUUUAGCCUGUGAAGACAGACCUGCAUGUCAGCGCACGUCACACAUUUCUAACCACAUCAGAAGUUCAGCCUGAGUCCAUACUGUCCUUAACCGUGUGGACUUAAAGUGGACGUACAGUAUGUACAGUGGGGGGGGGGCAGGGGGUAAUAGCUUCCGGACAGGAGACCACAGCAUUUAAAGGGCCAGUCCUUCAUCCUCCUUUGUCCUUUCUCUGAUUGAUAGUGACCCUGAAAAGUUGAGCAAAUCUUAAAGUAACUCGACAUCCUGAGGCUUCACACACUGAAGCCGAGCCUUCACACAUGUUGACUUUAUUAGUUAUCUUGAAACACACACUGAAGGAACCGAAACGUUGAUUUUAUUUAAAUGCAUUAUGUCAACACAUUUUUCACAACAGUUUUGGGUUAGUUUGAUAUUAAGCUAAACCUAAUCUUUUUUUAAUUUAAAAGUAAUGUUAUUGCUUUCCACUAACCUAAUACAGUUAUGUGAAAUCUGUUGACAUUAUGUUUAAUUAAAGCCGACCUGUCCGUUUUCUCGGUGCAGUAGAGGUUGUGUAUGUGCAGGUACGGUCAGCGUUUGAUCAAUGCGACCGCGACAUGAAUGUAAGCUUAACGGACGAAUAUACUUAUUUUUGUUACACACCGUCUGUGUGUAUUAUUUUCACUACUGCUUUAGUUGUACCUCAGAGUGUACUGCGAAUGAUUUUAAUGCUUUUAGCACCGCUGUGAUACAUUCCUCACGAGUCAUGGAGAGGCCUGCUGUGAGUCAGCGUUUCAUUAAAAGCUUUGUGUUUGUGCGAUCCAGCCAUUUUCUGCAGUGAUGCCCCGUGACAUCUCACUCUGUUUGCCAUAGAAGGGAUUUUUUGAUUUGUGCAACGGUUUGGACUCAUGUAGGUUGAAUGACUUUCUUGUAUAUCACAUUUGGCUACAAUGAGUAUAAUUGCAGAAGAUACAUAAAAACCAGUAAUGUUCAGAUUUGUUCCUGUAAAGUUUCCACUUUAUUCUUGCAAUUUAAUGUUUCAAAGUUAUUACACAUAAUAUUGCUACUUUCUAUCAUAAUCUGUUUAAUCUUCUUAUUUCCAGUUUAUAUUUAUAAUCUGAUUUAUCAAGGAAAAUUGCAAAUUUCUUACAUAAUCUUACGACUUUUUUCCUCAAAAAGUGCCACUUCAUUCAAAAUUGAGAUUUAUCUCUCAUAAAAGCAUGAUUUUUUCUCACAACAUUGCGCCUUUAUACCGAAAUGUCACAUUAAAAACAUUGUUUUCCCUAAAAUUGGCACAUAUAGUUAUUAGGCUCUCUGUGACACCAUUUAAUAAACAUAUAGCCGGUGCUUUAGAGUAGAAAAGCAUUAGACUGUUUGGACCUGUUGUGGAAACAGGCAGUUUGUGGGAUUUGUAUUUGUGUUUUAUUUUAUUUAAAUUGUGGUUUUAAUCACUACUGCCAGUGAAUUAUUUAAACAUAUAGACGUAUUUUUACCUUCCCGAGUUUUGCUUCUAUUUUAGUUUUUGCUCAAUGACUCGCACAAUAGUGUGAAAUUGCAAAACGACUAAGACGGAUGUUUGUUGCAGUAUAUAUAUAUUUUUUGUUUUUAACAGAAGAAACACAUACCAACUUUGUUUACAGCGUUCUUUAUUGUUGUUGUUAUAAUUGUUAGCUCAAACAUCUUCAGGAUAAACUUGAGUGGAAGGGUUUUUGGUUCCAGACUGUCACAAUAAAUGAAAGUUGUACCUGACUGACUCACCUGUUUGAAUAAAGGUUGAAUUGAAGAACUUAGUAAUGAGGACGUUAUAUCUGCCUGUCUGCCUCUCAUUAACCACUUCCAUUUCACUGAAGCUAAACUAAGGAGCACCAUUUUAUAAAUUGUAUUUUGGAACUGUUUGAAGGGUUUGGUGUUACAGGACUAACGGAAGAUAAAUAAAUGGGCCAGAAUGUU